Molecule: messenger RNA, 5970 nt
Organism: Rhinichthys klamathensis goyatoka
Lineage: Eukaryota; Metazoa; Chordata; Actinopteri; Cypriniformes; Leuciscidae
Gene: nav1a
Product: neuron navigator 1a
Exons: 28
Coding region: 143-4708 (1521 amino acids)
Biological process (GO): microtubule bundle formation; nervous system development; neuron migration
Cellular component (GO): microtubule cytoskeleton; axon initial segment
Source: RefSeq, a predicted model, not a curated record
UCUCUCAUUCUCUCUCUCUCAAUGUGAGCCAGGAGCUCUGCGCAGAGAGCCGCUUUUCAUUCAAACCUCCACAGAGAGCAAACGCGGGAUGUUAUACUGUAUGUAGGCUAUGUGAGCCGGAACAAAAGCGGAGUGAGACAUAAUGAGCGGGCGGGUUCUCAACGGGAAAAUGCUGCAGCUCCAGGGUCAGAGAGCAGGACGGACAAUACACUAUCAUCUCUCAAGUUGGGAUGAAAGCAGCUCCAUCAGCAGCGGUUUGAGUGACGGCUCAGACAACCUCAGCUCAGAGGAGUUCAACGCAGGCUCCUCCCUCAACUCCCUGCCAACUACUCCCAUUGGCUCCCGCCGAAACUCUGCCAUUGUGCUGCGCACUGAUGCCGAGAAACGCUCGCUGGUUGAAAGCGGCCUGUCCUGGUACAGCGAGGAGGGGAAGGCUCAAUGCCGGAACGAGGGAGUAUACGAAACGGGCAGCCUUAAGGCCGAGUCAUCCAGCAAGUGGAAAAAGAGCAGGUCGCAGGAUGACGCAGCAGUCAAGGGUGAACUGAGGAAACCCCAGACGCUUGGCCACCCGCCCAGCGGACUGAAGAAGAGCCGAAACCCUCCUGUGGGAGUCACCUCACCCAUCACGCACACCUCGCAGAGCAUGCUCAAAGUGCCAGGAGUUCCAAAGAAUGACCAACGAGUCGUGGAUAAAGCCAAAAUGGCGGUGAAAACAUCCGGAUUACAGCGCUCCAGUUCGGAUGCAGGGAAAGAACGCGGUGAACACCGAAAACCUCCCUCCGGUCUUGUCCGUCCUUCUGCCGGCACCACAAAUUCCUUUGGUUACAAGAAAACUGUUCCAACUACCGGCACUGCCACUGUCCUAACAACUGGUGGAGAUUCUGCGAUUGGGAGCAAAACUCCUAAAACCUCUGGUAUCCCAGUGAAACCCUCUGCUGGUGGUGUAGUUGGAGGACGAAAGACCAGCCUUGAUGUAUCGAUCUGUGAUCAAGGGUUCAUGGCUCCGAAUGCGCGCAACAACAUCCAGUAUCGGAGUCUCCCAAGACCCGCUAAGUCCAGCACCUUGAGUCUGACAGGAGGACGGCCGGGCGCUCGCCCCGUCAGCAGCAACAUGGACGCUGGUCUGCAGGGUCUAAAAACUGUCCCCACCCCGUCCAGACUGAAGGAACCAGGCAGUGGGAAGAGCUCCCAUCGGGCCAGUACAGGAGGGUACGGUCCAGUCAACCAGACGGACCGUGAGAAGGAGAAGGCCAAAGCCAAGGCAGUGGCGUCUGACUCUGAGUGUUGCGGAGGGGGGUCGCUGAAGAACGGCUUGUUGACACCAACACAGGGUGCGCUGGAGCCUCCUUCCAAACUACUGGGCCUUCGGCAACCAUCCAGCCUGGGGAAAUAUUCAGAGCUGCCGUCUCCCAACUCCCAGAGGCCAUCCAGUGCCAGAUCUCUGCCUAAACCUGCUCACCUGGACAAAGUCAACUCCAACAGCCUGGACUGUGGGAUACUCAAUGUGGAGGACCAGCUUCCCCCCAAAGUGCCGCCCUUCUCCAAAUUACAGGAUCUGUCAGGAAUCAGCAGCUCAAGCUGUCUGACCCCCAGCCCGGCUCCCAUCCUCAACGUCAACUCCUCUGAAUGCUUCUCCAGCGCCACCGUGGGCCGAGGGGGCAGUGCUGGUGGCUCUCCCUCGCUCUACCCCCGCCUCUCCGGCCUGCACCGUAGCAUGGAGUCCUUGUCUCUACAGAUGAGCGUGUCUCCAGCAGGGGGCAGCGUGACGGAGCCCAGGCCCAGACAUGAGGACAGAGGGACGCUCGGUGGCUGGUCAACUGGAAGCAGGGUCUCACUCACUCUCACGACUGACAGCUCACAACGGGACAGAAAUACUCUCCCAAAGAAAGGCUUAAGCCAGCACAUCUCCUUGCAGGCUGAGGAGGACAACAAAGAGAGACGCCACUCACACACCAUCAUGAGCUUGACGGAGACGAACAGUCCGCCACAGUUCCCUUCACCCAUACUGACAGGAAAAAUGCCACUGACAAGCAUCAUGACACCCAGCCCCACCUCAGGAACGCCAAGGAUGACCAGAUCCAACAGCAUUCCCACUCACGAGGCCAGUUUUGAUCUGUAUCAGUCCUCACCGCUGGGCAGCACCCUAUCACUCGCCGAGCGGCCCAAGAGCAUGAUCCGAUCCGGCUCCUUCAGAGACAGAGAUCCCGGCGAUGACGUUCAUGGCUCAGUGCUCUCACUGGUGUCCAAUGCCUCCUCCAACUACUCCUCGGCGGAGGAGAGAAUUCAGGGCGAGCAAAUCCGUAAGCUGAGGAGGGAGCUGGAAUCUUCCCAGGAGAAGGUGGCCAAUCUGACCUCACAGCUGUCUGCUAAUGCGAACCUGGUGGCAGCGUUUGAGCAGAGUCUGGCCCUCAUGACCUCUCGACUCCAGUGCCUCUCUGUCAGUGCUGAGCAGAAGCGGGUUCCUGAGGGGAAAAAGGAGAACGGACACGAGAAAGACAGUGAAUUAACAGACCUGAGAGAAACAAUCGAGAACCUUAAAACCAAGAACCUGGAGGCACAGGCCGUCAUCCAAGUCGCCCUCAAUAACCCUGAUGUUGCCCCCAAAGAGUUUCGAAUCAGGAGGCAGAAUUCAUCCGAGAGCAUCUCUAGCCUGAACAGCAUUACCAGCCACUCCAGUGUGGGCAGCCUGAAAGACGAUGCCAAGAAGAAGAAGAAAAAGAGCUGGUUGCGAAGCUCUUUUGGCAAGGCGUUCAGCAUAAAGAAGGGUGCUAAAGGUGGCUCGAUGUACUCUGAUAUUGAAGAGAUCACCACUCCAGAUUCUUCUGCCCCCAAUUCACCAAAACUGGCCCAUGAAGACGGAGAGAAUCCGCUCCCUUCCCUUCAAUCCAGCCAAUCAGCCAUCUCCUCUGUGAUCCAUGAAAGUAACGAGGAAAACGAGAGCGAUGAGAAGGCGGUAUCGGAUCUGCGGUCUGAGCUGUGGGAGAAAGAGAUGAAACUGACGGAUAUCCGGCUAGAGGCGCUGAGCUCGGCCCACCAGCUGGAGCAGCUGCGAGAGUCCAUGAACAACAUGCAGAUGAUGGUGGAGAGUCUGAAGGCAGAGAACGACCAGCUGAAAACAGGAAGUGCUCCGUCGUCCCUAGUCCUCCCUAGCGGCCCACCUUCUACUUCCACCUCCCAGCCCUCUGGCCUCGCCAGCCUCCUGAACUCCAACCAAAGCAAACCACCCAUGAGCCUCACCAAGUCCUUCAGCCUCAGCCUCAAUGAGUGCUCCAACCCUGUUGCUCCUAUGGAGUUACUGAGCCUGUCAUCUCAGAGGGACGAGGACUUUACACGCGUUGUGGUCCGUAUUGCUGACCAGCAAGUGCCCAGAGAGGAGGUGAGGCAGCAGGAUUUCUACAUCGGCUCAGUGAGAAUUAAUGGGAAAACUGAGUGGUCGACGUUAGACACAGAUAUUUCCACAGCUUUCAGGGAUUACAUUUCCCUGGUGGAUCCCAGUACAAGUAUGGGACUGUCUGUCGACUCUAUCCACAGUUACGCUAUUAAUCAGAGCAGGAGAGUGCUUGGAGCCGAGGCUCCUGAAAGUUCACCCUGUGACUGUUUAAAAAAGGGUCCUGGACUCGUCACUGUCACCCUCAAAGGUGUUGAGGAUAAAUGUGUGGAUAGUCUGGUUUUCGAGACGCUCAUCCCCAAGCCAAUGAUGCAACACUACAUUAGUCUGCUUCUGAAGCACCGGCGGCUGGUCCUGUCGGGCCCCAGUGGCACAGGGAAGACCUAUCUCACCACCCGUCUGACUGAGUACCUGCUGGAGAGGAGCGGCCGGGACCCCAGCCCGGGCCUUAUCACCACCUUCAACAUGCACCAACAGACCUACAAGGACCUCCAGUUGUACCUGUCUAAUCUGGCCAAUCAGAUUGACCGUGAUUGUGGCACUGAGGACAUUCCAUUGGUCAUUAUCUUGGAUGAUAUCAGUGAUGGGUCCUCCAUCACCGAUCUGGUCAAUAGUGCGCUGACCUGCAAAUAUCACAAAUGCCCGUAUGUCAUUGGAACCACCAAUCAAUCUGUUAAGAUGUCGUCAAAUCAUGGCCUGCAUCUCAGUUUUAGAAUGAUCACCUUCUCUAACAACGUGGAGCCUGCAAAUGGGUUCCUGGUGCGGUACUUGCACCGGAAAUUGGUCGAGACGGAGGAUGACAGCGCGGUUCAAAGCGCUGAGGUCCUGAGGGUCCUGGACUGGGUGCCUAAACUCUGGUACCAUCUCCAUACAUUCCUGGAGAAACACAGCACCUCAGACUUCCUCAUAGGUCCCUGCUUCUUCCUGUCUUGUCCAGUAACUUUAGCAGAGUUUCGCACCUGGUUUAUUGACCUCUGGAACCAGUCCAUUAUUCCUUAUCUUCAGGAGGGAGCUAAGGAUGGUGUGAAGGUCCAUGGUCAGAAAGCAGCUUGGGAGGAUCCAGUGGAGUGGGUGAGGGAUACACUGCCCUGGCCUUCAGCUCAACAGGACCAGGCCAAACUCUUUCACCUCCCUCCACCAACCAACGGCCCCAACUCUGCUUCAACACUCCAGCAGACCAGCGACGACAGGUCCAAAAAGGACACGUCCCUUCCCACCAUGGAGUCCGAUCCACUGAUGGCGAUGCUGCUGAAACUCCAGGAGUCUGCCAACUACAUUGAAUCGCCGGAACGGGACAUUUCAGGCAACCCCACAUUCUAGGUCGUUGAGCUAAAAGACUUGAGAGCUCGCUAAUGGCUAGUGCUGUUUCAAAACACUGUUCUGUACAGCCUAUUUUGCACCUCCUUUUUCCUUCAAAAGGUUUGAGAGAGUCGAGGAAGAGGAACUCUCAAGAACAUCCAGGUCAAGGCAGACAAAACUCUCAGCCUGAAAGUAAAACAGAAAAACUGAUCCUGCCAGAUCUGAGCGAGAAUCCUUUUUGCACUGUUGUCUUAACCGGUCCUUCCUUUGCUUAUCUAACCUGCAAGUUGCAUGGCAAUACUUGCAACUGAGGAUUGUGAAGAUUUUGGAUGAUUGUGAAGAUGAGAUGUUCUUGUCUACCGUACUGGGAACAAAAUGUGCUUCAUAUUUGUUUGAUUUGACUUUUGUUUUAGGUAAUAUCUGUCCAUUUGGACCAAAAAUCUAUUUAUUCUUAUUUGCAAGAGUACCGACACUCCAUCCUCAAAAUCAAGUCGCCUGAACCCUGUACACAAAGGUGCGGUUACAUUUAGACCAACUCGCAUGGAUGCAAAAUAUAAUGUACAAGAUGGUGCUUAGAAUUCAGCCUUAACUGAUGUCCCUCCAUAUAUCAUGAAGUCAGUUUCAUAGCAAAUGGAAAAAAACUCUUUAUUACCUCAGUUUGCAUAGUGAUGCAGUUUCAAGGUGCAGUACAUACCCGUAACCACGUUGCUUUUAUUCCUAUCAAACAUGCAGACAUGAAGGAGACAGAUGUAGACUGUAGAUCUCUGAGAUGAUGCACUUUGAUUUGUAGCUUUCAAGCAAGAGCACUGACUGUUUGUUUAAAACUCGAGGGCCGUUCACUCUGACGGUGAUUUGCAGCGACAAAGCAACCAGAACUUAUGUGCUUUCAAUGAGGGUUGAAGGCGGCAUGAGCGACAGAGACUGUUGGCGAUGGGCAAAGUUUAACUAUAUGCAAAUUUGACAUUACCAAUGGGAGAGUAGACAGUGAAGCUCAUGCAUUCUGCUGCUUGAUAUUGUUGGUUAUUCAUUGUCUACGAAAGUUGCUGAAUUUUGACGGCACUUGGAUAUGCAGCAAAAGCAGUGGGGCUCAUGUGAUCCACCGCCUGAUACAGUUGGGGGCAACCUCAGGUGAUUUAAUCGCUAGCAGUGAUAACAGGUGCUUUUACCGGUGCAUGGGAGCAGUAUGCAACUUCUUACUUUCAGUAAUCAUGUAUUUGACCUUCAGGCCUGGGUAUACUUCAUUUUCGACGUUAAGCUCAGUCUCACGCACAGCCCAGACGGCA